CACUGUUCACACGCGAGUGAUCUAUUCAAAUAACCGACGUCCGGUCGACUAACUUGGCCUUAAGUGCAAAAAGCGUGAAGUCAACACGACAGAAGCCGAUUCCUUAUAACGUGCACAGCUGUUUCCCUAUAAACACAUUUUUCUCAUACUGGGAAUACUGACUAUAUAUAAACACUACGUUUGCAAUUAUCGCCAACAUACAGCGACAGUGUUAAGGAUAUUGUGAUGAUCGUAUUACUCAUUGCACUGUGUUUGCCUGCAGUAGGGAAAACAGACUCUUGGAACCCAGUUGUAUCAUACAUUGUUUUAAGACGAAACAGUCAGCUCUCAGACUUCGGCGCAGCACCGCGUCAUAUGCCCAGUGAGCUCCUGCCGCUUUCACCGUUGCAACCGUUUGAGAAUUCAGCACCGAUCCACAAUUACCGACCGGAAUAUCGAGUCGAAAGCGACCCACCUGAUAACCCAAUUUACUUGACCGUAAGAGAACACCAAUCGAAGCUUUAUAUAUCGCGUGUUGUGGAAGAAAAAAUGAAUCGGCCAUUUUUCACAAAUUCUAAUAAUAAACCAAAUAAUAAAGAACAGACAUCUAGAAGCAUGAACGACCAAAUACAUUUCCCGAUUGAUGAACCACCGAAGCCGGAUCGUACAUUGGACGUCUCGACACCUAAUGAGGAUGUAGCAGCUUACUUGACUGAAAGGGAAAGCGAGGUAACUACACUGAGACCUGUGGAAGCCAUCACCAACUCCGGUCCCAAUACUACGGAAAUAUCCGUGGAUGAUCGAGCGUCCUUUGACGGCGAUCCCUGUCCAGCGGGGUUCGUCAAAGUUAACGGCAAAUGUGUGGAGAAAGAUUAAAUUAUAUUGUGAAUCCUAAAAAUUGUGGACAAUGUUUAGCAAGGUCUAGUGUAUAAUUAUGGGUAAUUAUGGAACCUACCUACCUAUUUAUCUACGUAAGUACAUUCGUGAUGUGUGCAUUAAUGUGGCUCACCGAGACUAAAUUAUAAUGACUUCCCUACAUAUAUUUUGUGAGUAAGAUGCAAAAUAAAUGUUAAAAUUAUUAUUUUGUUUAUUAUUGUUAAUAUAUGAAUAAACUGUUAUUUGUGUAUAUUAUUAAUUUUAUAUGAGACUAUUCACUUUCUCGUUAUACUAAUAUUAUAAAAGAAAAAAGUGCGUUUGUCUGUCUGUUUGUUAUCUUUUUAGAACCAAACGACUGAAAGGUUUUAAAAGUAAUUUGACAUGAAGAUUGAUGGUAUCACAAAGAAUGUUUUGUCCCAAAAAAGCAAAUUUAAUCGCUGGGUAAUAAUAACUAGUGUUUAUAAUACAAAAUAUGAAAUUGUUAUAAUUAUUUCAUUAUAAAUGACAGGUUCUUAUUGUUCUGGACUAAUCACAACGGAUUUUCUCUCAUGUCG
Messenger RNA from Achroia grisella, 1409 nucleotides. RefSeq lists its product as uncharacterized. The record is from RefSeq and is a predicted model, not a curated record. The coding region runs from base 226 to 855 and encodes 209 amino acids. The transcript has a single exon. Lineage: Eukaryota; Metazoa; Arthropoda; Insecta; Lepidoptera; Pyralidae.